CCCCUUUCCAUAAUCCUCAUCUACUCUUCCCGUAGUCCUCAUCUCCUCUAUCUCUCAUUUUCGCCUUGAUCCCCAAAUCUUGAACCCAGUACCGCAGCCCACACGAAUCUCGAAGCCGACGUGAAUCAAGUCUCAAAUUCAAGACGGUUCCUGCUUGUCAAAAUCUCCAAGGCUUGACGGUUCCUGCAGACGGUUCCGGCUUGACGUUCUUUGCUGCUCCGUAUAAAUUAGCUUGAGGUACCUAGAUUUGUACCUCAUCCGCGUAGAUGGCUUAAGAAGAAGAAUAUCAUGCGCUGUUGAAAGAGAGCAUGGCUUGGAGUAUUCAUUAAUCAGGGAAACCUUUCAGUGUAGAUGUCGCGGUUGAUCACUCGUCGUAGGAGUGUGACCAAUGCGCCUCCCGCAUUAUCACCAUCUACUGCUCCGGCCGUGAGUGCUCCAUUGAUUGGGGAGCCUACACCUUUCAUUGAGGCUACUGCUACGACAUCCCAGGUGCCAUUAUCAUCGACGUCAUCAGUGUCCGUUCAGUUUCUCAAUGCACGGCGGCCUCACCGGCGCCGCCGUGAUUCAGAGUCUUCUAUUCACAGUUCCUCGUCAUCCAGAGUCGAGGAUGGGGGCUCCCCUCCAGCUAAAAAAAACACCAGGGGGCCUAAUCGAAUGCUGAAGGCGGCACAAAUGGUACGUCUGUCCGCCUCCUUGAUCAAGAUUGCAUAUGACUCGCGACAUCGUGGAGCGGCUACCUCACAGCAACAUAGUAUCGUCGUUACUAGCUGUGGUUAUGUUAUUAAAAAUUGUUGUCCUAUGCAAUGGAAAUCUUGGGCAGAAAUUCCCGAGGAGACGAAGAUACUGGUGCGAGACAAGUUGUCGGUCAAUUUUGAUUUUAAGGACAUAUCCCCCGAGGUCAUCACCUACUUAGAUGAGACCUUUGCAAACCGGUACAAAAAUUGGAAGAGCGAUCUUCAUGCGCAUUUUAAGAUAUGGGGUGAUGUGGAGACUGCUCGCCUACAGGGUUGCCCAUCCGAGUUGGCGGACCGGCGAGAGGAUUGGGAGUGGCUUUGCAACCAUUUUACGGACCCAAAAUUUUGUGGUAUGUACAUAAUAUUUUAA
This is a messenger RNA of Malus domestica (apple), 1104 nucleotides long. RefSeq lists its product as uncharacterized. Lineage: Eukaryota; Viridiplantae; Streptophyta; Magnoliopsida; Rosales; Rosaceae. The record is from RefSeq and is a predicted model, not a curated record.